CCGUCAACCUCUCCACGACGACGUUUAACCAAAUUGGGGGGAGAGAGGACUCAGCUUCAGCAAUUAAGCUUUUUAGAUCUAAAACCCCUUCGUAACACUUUCCUCUCUUCCCCUCAGAUCCCAAUUUCCCGACGACAACCAAAAUGUCGCACUCCUACGGCGAAAGCGACACCGUUCCCCUCCACCCUUCCUCCCAGUCCGACAUCGACGAGAUCGAAAACCUAAUCAACGCCAGCGUCCAAUCCGGCCCCACCACCGUCCUCCCCGCCAAGCCUCCCAGCCCCCCCCGCGCCUCCAUCCCCGUCUCCUCCUCCCCCUUCAUCCAAUCCAACCUCCCCCAACCGGCCCCUCCCGCCUCCUCCAAGCCCAAGCCUCCGCCGCCGUCCUCCGCCCCCGCCCCUCCCCCCGUCCCCUCCGCCGCCAACAACAUCGCCGCUUCCGGGUUCGGGUCCCCGCCCAACACCCUAACGGAGCCCGUUUGGGACACCGUCAAGAGGGACUUGUCUCGGAUCGUCAGCAAUUUGAAGCUCGUCGUCUUCCCUAACCCCUACCGUGAGGACCCCGGAAAGGCUCUCAGGGAUUGGGAUCUAUGGGGUCCUUUCUUCUUCAUUGUGUUCUUGGGCCUCACUCUCUCCUGGUCUGCAUCUGUCAAGAAGUCUGAAGUUUUUGCUGUUGCAUUUGCUGUACUUGCUGCUGGUGCUGUGAUUUUGACGUUGAAUGUACUCCUACUGGGGGGACACAUAAUUUUCUUUCAGAGCCUAAGUCUUCUUGGUUAUUGCUUAUUCCCUCUGGAUGUUGGAGCUUUAAUCUGUAUGGUGAAGGACAAUGUGAUAUUGAAGGUGGUUGUAGUAAGCAUUACACUUGCUUGGAGUUCUUGGUCUGCAUAUCCUUUCAUGAGUUCAGCAGUCAACCCCAGGAGAAAAGCUCUCGCACUUUACCCAGUUUUUUUGCUGUAUGUAUCUGUUGGUUUUCUUAUCAUCGCCAUUGAUUAACACAUCGAAACUAAAACAUGCAUGCUAGUAGAUAGAAAUUUUGUGGGGUGCUUCAUUUUCUGACUUGUUGCUUGGGAUCUGAGCUCCUUCUGCCUAUAAUAUUUGCUGUAUCAAACUUCUUACAUGAUUUUUAUGCUAUCACGUUCAUACCUUUUGGAAAUGCUGUCGUAAGAGAUCAGUUCAUUCAUGUUC
Rosa rugosa (rugosa rose) is the source of this 1184-nucleotide messenger RNA. Its product is annotated as protein YIP4b-like. Gene Ontology annotation, biological process: endoplasmic reticulum to Golgi vesicle-mediated transport. The transcript has 3 exons. NCBI's taxonomy places the organism in Eukaryota, Viridiplantae, Streptophyta, Magnoliopsida, Rosales, Rosaceae. Gene Ontology annotation, cellular component: trans-Golgi network; membrane. The record is from RefSeq and is a predicted model, not a curated record. The coding region runs from base 144 to 992 and encodes 282 amino acids.